Boleophthalmus pectinirostris (great blue-spotted mudskipper) is the source of this 4960-nucleotide messenger RNA. Its product is annotated as zinc finger protein 91-like. The record is from RefSeq and is a predicted model, not a curated record. Gene Ontology annotation, biological process: regulation of transcription by RNA polymerase II. Gene Ontology annotation, cellular component: chromosome. Gene Ontology annotation, molecular function: chromatin insulator sequence binding. Lineage: Eukaryota; Metazoa; Chordata; Actinopteri; Gobiiformes; Gobiidae. Bases 2189 to 4516 code for a protein of 775 amino acids. The transcript is spliced from 3 exons.
GGGCAGCAAAGAUCAUUUGCGUAUGAGAGACGUGGAAAGACGAGGAAAAAGAAGAAAUCAGACAUUAGCGGCCGAAACAUUUUCAUUUUUGUUUCAAUUAACAGGCGAAAAUGUCAAAUUUGCACAAAAAUCCGUCUUAGCUUCUGACAAAGAACUACAACAAUCUACAGAGCAGUGGAGAUUUGGUUUUCUUGGUAAGGGCCUGACGCAAUCAUGGAAAGUGGAUAUGAAGACCUGCCAAAUGUUCUAGAUGAUGGCCUAAGUACAGAAUUAAUGAAUGCUGGUCGAUUUUGCUUCAAUUGUGAGCAGAUUUUUUCAAGUAGAAAAUGUCUUGAAGAGCAUCUUUGCUCGGUUCCAUCCUAUAUUUGUUCCUGUGGAACUGAGUUUACAUCCUAUAAUGACAUGCUGCUGCACAGUAGUUCCCAUGAACCAGGACACCAGGUGCUUUGUCAUGAAACCAUAAAGAUGCGAAGAAUUGAAAAACACUGGGAGGAAGAAGAGAAGUUGAAAAGGCUACAGUCUGGUGAGGUUAUCUGGGAGAGUCCUAAAGCUUUACCUGCAAAACCUACCCCUCAAAUACCCAUUUUACCCAAGACUCAAGUUCAACCUCAUGUGCUACCACAGUUUUCUCCAGAUUUGAUAAAAAAUGUCUCAACCUCAGACACAAGCAAAAUAUUCUCUGAUGUUGGUGCACCAACAGUGGAUCUAUGGACACUUUUUCAACCUGUAGUGCUAGUGAAAACAGUGCGCUCAUUUUCCAAUACGAAACCAUACACUUGUGGUAAAUGUGGACAAUCUUUUACAACAAGAAAGUCUCUAGUCAUACAUCAUAACACCCACAUAGCAGACAAAGUAUCUGGUUGCAUUGGCUGCGGACUGCUCCUCUCCAGCAGGAAGGUUGUUCCGCGCUUCCAUCCUUGUAAUGCUCCACAUGGUUAUAAAUUCAAAUUGACCACGGCAAGACCAAUUAACCAGAUCACUGCAAACAUUGCCAAUGGUAUAGCUAAAGCUGCUAGUUCAUCUCCACCACAAAGCACUCAGAGUAAUGGUUCUUACAGCAAAAUAAGAAUUGUUAUGGAUGUUGAUUACAGUCACAGCUCUGCCAAGCGGCCCAAGCCUAUUCAGACUAAAUCUGCUAUUUCAAAUGCCAAAGCACUCAGUGUAAACAAUUCACCUGCAACACAAGCUGGUCCUGGAGCCGUGAGUCUUACACCUGGGAAAGGCUAUGAGUGUCGAGUCUGUCAUGUCUUCUUUGAAAGUAUCAACGUCCUUCAGAGGCACAAGUGUGCUAAAGCUCACGAGUUCUUGAUGAAACAUAAACUCACUGCACCAGCUAACCGGCAAAGACAAGUUGUGCCAUUGCAAAUUCCUAGUUCAUCUUUGCAAAAGAGUGUCGCAAAGACUGUCCUGUCUGUCCCUGGUGGCAACAGACUUUCUAAUGUGAACAAUAAAGACACAUCGACAGCAGUUGCUGAUGACGACUGUUUCAUUGUUGAAAGUGGACCAGAGAAACCGGCAGAGGUGAUUUACCAAGUGACCUCCUCUGUCCCCAUCAAGACUUAAGCUGUAUUGGCAAGACAGUACUUUGGUCAUUGUUACUCUCACUGAAAGGAUCUUGUUCUUUUGUAUGUACAGCCAAGUACUUGUGUUGUAAUUUGUUGUAACACAAACAUUAAAACAUUGAAAAUAAAUUGUUAAUAUACAUUGAUGAGAAUACAAAGUUACAAUGGGUUCUUAAUAAAAAAAAAAAAAAAAAAGUUUUUGUUUAAAAUGUAGUCUGAACUCUUGAGUGUUAAGCAAAUAAUUUAAUAAAUACAGUGUUAAAUAACAUUGGAUUAGUCUACCUGUAAAUCUUAAGGACCACAAAUGAGGCCGAAUUUUUAAUUUUAAUAAAAGUUUUAUAACAGAUGUAUGUCAAAAAUAACACUAAGCGUUCUGCGCAUGUACCACAGUAAACGUAAUUUCCGCCUGGCGCCUUGAGUCGCCUCUCCUCCAUUCGUUUCCAAUCACCGUCCCGUGCACAAGCGUGGUGCUAAAGCAUGGGGCAGCGGUCCGUACAUAUGCCGCAUGUUUUCAGUCCCACACAGCUUUAUGUAUUGAGACUAACUUCAAAUGAUCACUUCUGACGUGACGAAGUUAAUUUCCAUCUGACUUCGGGAACGUUUCCACUCUCACAAACUGGACCACAAUGCUUGGGCUACAAGGAAAGGCAUUAUCCUCUAAAGAGUAUCGGUGUGUGGCCUGUUCUGCUGCCUUCACUGGGCUGGCGUCUCUGCUGGUUCAUCAAGCAACUCACGCUGGAACAUUGCCUAAGCCUUCAUCAAUUUCCUCUGACUCCAACCUUCUUCAAACAUCUCUGACUCACUCAAGUGAAGACUGGGGGUCCUCUGUGCCUAAAGUAAUCCCAUCCACACCAAUGUAUACAUGCGAAAAUGGAGAAGAGUUUAAGCAGACCCAUGUCUCUGAAGUGCAGUUUCCUCAAUUAUUGGUUAAUAAUGAGUCAAUCUCCAACAAAGAUUUAUCCAGCACAGGGUGUAACCUGACUGCAGCCCAGACAAACAAGGCUAUUGGAGAAGAUUCUGCUCUUGGGCCUUCUGUGGAUGAGAACAUUGUAGAAAAUGAAAACCAAGAAAAACCUGCUGCUGUUACUAGCACUGAGGACCAUAGCCCUGUGUUGGCAGAAGCUGAGCAACCACUAGAAAAGGAGCUAGCAGCACAAGAGAUGCCAGAGGAGACUGAGGGAAAUGUAAUGGAUGAACCUGAGCCCAAGCAUAAAUCCCUGAUGAAGAUCCUGGCAUCUGCGUAUGGAAAGCACUUGAUGCCUCCUCAGCCUGAAGAUGUUGACAAAGUCGUGGCGUCUCUUAAAGAAGAACCUGAACUAGUUGUUAUUGCACCUCAAACAACAAAAGUACCAUCAACUGUCAGUGAUAUGUCCCCCAUGCAAUUAAAGCGUUUUCUUGGGAAACCAAGCACAAAGACAAAAUCUCCAUCUAUUAGCAGACUUCUUGAGUCCAGUACAAAGAAGAUAGUUUCUCUUACAAAAAUCUUUUCACCUGUAGUGCUUCUAGAAACUCGCCAUAAGUUUAUGGAUCCAAGCAGCAAUAAUAUGUAUGGGAAAUAUCAAUGUGCUCGCUGCCGAAGGGUUUUUCAGGAUGUCGAUAGUUUGACAGAACACCACUUCUUGCAUAAAAAGGAAAGAAUUAAGUGCUGCCGUUGUUGCAAACAACUCAUUAUUGGAAGAGUACCUCUCCCUGACAAUCACGUCUGUCCUCAGUCAAGAGCAAAGCCUCCAUAUUCUAUCAAAAGUACUGCAACAAAUGGUCAAAGAACAAACCAUGACAGCAUGAAAAAAGUGUACUUUUGUCCAAUUUGUAAACAUAAUUUUACACGUAAAUACGGUCUUAAAAAGCAUAAAUGCAGUGGCCUUGUUUCGAGCUCACCUCCACCGACCCAGUCCUUGGGCAAUUCAGCAGAGACACUAAUCACUGUUCCUGAUGAAGGAAACAGUUCUCAAAGUAUUGGUAUAGGCACCAGGAACAUAAAAAUUGAGGACACUUCAGACCCAGAAUAUGAAAAGGAACUUUCAAAUCUGAGUUGGUCUUCUGCAUCAUCAAUACAGGACCAGCAUAAAAAUGCAUCUACAUUUGCGGCAUCUUUUCUACAAGAACAUGACAGUCAGUGGACCAUGCCUUUGGACGAUGGACAAAAAAUACACAAUUCAAGUGAGAAAAAAAGACGUGCACGUGUGACCUUUUUUAUAAAAAAUGGAGUCAGGCGUUACCCUUGUAACAAAUGUCAUCAAACAUUUGGCUUGACUAGUAAUUUAAGCCGACAUAGAAAAGUAUGUGGUAUUAACCUAAAAGGUUUGGGGAGUGGGCACAAUUCCAAUAGCACAUCAGUAAAUGUCAACAAUGUAAAAAUGUAUCCAUGUUAUGUGUGUGGGAGAAACUUCAAUCGCAAAGAUAAUAUGAUGGUUCAUAGAAAGAAAUGUGAAUUGAGACGGACAAUGAUUCCAAAUUCUGCCAUUGAAAUUAACUCAAGCUUGCCUCCCUCUAAUGCUCCACAGGAUCUUCCACAGGAGGAUGAUGCAGGCAACUGGAGCAUCAUGUCUCUGCCCUCGGUUCUCCCCAGAAGAGUGACAUGUGAGUGUGGCAUUGGCUUCACAUCUCCCAAACUUCUCCUGGAGCAUUUACAGAAACAUGCUCAGGAGUCCUACACUUGCCCAACCUGUGGUGUCACUGUAAAUUCAUGGGCAGAUUAUGAGAUUCACUUGCAACUUCACAUGCACCCCCAGCAUCACAGACAUUUAAACCCUCUAUUAUUACAAUUGAAAACAAACGUGCCACUCCCACAGUCAACUGCAAUUGGCCUCCUUGAAAAGGCACCACAAAGUCAGAAAGAGUUGAAAAAUUCCAAUAGAAAACAAAUGUUUGCUUGUCCAAGAUGUGGUAGUACAUUUGCCCGACGGUGCUCUCUCCGAAGGCACUUGACCUGGAGUCAGUGUAUAGGAUUUUAAAUAAAUGCCUCUUUAAAGUUUAGCAGACUACCCUAUUCUAAUUUUAUCACUGCUGCUUACAAAUGCAAGCAGUCUUGUAGUUUAUGUUUAGAACGUAAACCAAAAUCCACUGUAAGACUCUUUAAUAUUUUAAUAACUCUUAACUUAGUAUUAAAGUUUAUAGUUUCUCCAAGUCUAAUACUCCAAAAAUAUUUGCAGGAGUACCACAUAAUUAUCUGUAAAAUUAACAAAACUCACUCAAAUUGAUUCUAAUGUCGUCGUGUUUUGUAUGUGUUGUGCCAGGUAUUUGUUACCAAGAAUUAAACCUAUCAUGAAUGUCAUCAUGUGCUUUUUUACAGGUGUCAAGAUAUUAAACACUGUAGUGGCUUUUAAAAUGUAGGAUGUGCAUGCAGAUGUAUGUAUUUCUGAAAUCUGUUAAUUGAAUAAAUAGAUUACAAAAUGAAA